Messenger RNA from Seminavis robusta, 2229 nucleotides. The record is from the annotation of a GenBank genome assembly. NCBI's taxonomy places the organism in Eukaryota, Bacillariophyta, Bacillariophyceae, Naviculales, Naviculaceae.
AUGAAAUCUCCCCAAAAUGCCGUGACAUCCAAAUGGCAUCGAUUUCUGCAAGAAGAUGGCACGAGCCCGUUGCUGGAUCCUGCGAAACCGAACGGUUAUGAAGGAUGUCCCUGCUUGACUUUUGAUCAGCUUGCUAACUACAAUCUGGAUUACUCCACCAACAUCAAGGCGAUUAGUUUUCUGGGCACUGGAUAUGAAAAUCCUGCCGAGUACGGACUGGGAUGCAGUGCACAUGACGCCGCAGUGCCGGAAUGUUCCAACGUUGGAGAUUGCGUCACCAAGAUUCCUCUCCCCGACAACUGUGACAAGUCUUGGUGCCGACGUGCUUGGUGCUAUGUAGAUUCCAACAGCUGCUCAGUGGAAAAGGCUCAGAGUUCGCUGUGGGAAAGCAAGAGUUUAGCCUACUCUUAUGCUGCUUGUGGCUUCAUGGAUUCCUAUACAUCCUCGGACAGAUUGAGGGAUCUGCAGAACAGAACUCUCCGAGUUGCAUUCAAUAGCAACAGUGGAGGAUGGCAGGGAGCUUACAAUGAAGAAGGCCACUUUGCCAUGAACGCACAAUGGUAUGGACCUUUGAUUGACUUCGUUAGUGAUGCAGCUAUCUUGGGGGGCUUUGAACUCGAGGCAACUGUUCCGCCUGAAUGGUUGCGAAAUUCUUCCAAAGCUUUCUUUGGAGGAUCGGCGUUUGACCUAUGUAUCUACGCGGUUUCGCUGGGCUACCUAGACAUGUGUGUGGCUGGAUACACCGUCACGACAAAGCGAGCAUCUGUGACCUCUUUCUUUGAGCUCACGUCGGAUCCAGUCUAUUUGCUCACAUUUGCAGGCGAAGAACAGCGCACGAAUUUGGAAGACUUUGUCUACGCACUGAAAACCAUCUUCACACCCUUCACCGGCGGGGCCUGGGCCAUGAUUGUUAUGUUUGUCUUGCCCGUGAUGGCACUGCUCAUGUGGUUUCAUGAGCAUGGAGUGCCAGGGUCGGCGUUUCCUCGAACAAGACCAUUCCAAGAAAUCGACAAAGAAACUGGGGAAGCCAAAAUCAAACAUCGUCCAAUUAGAUUGACGACACAGUUGUUCCAAGCUCUGUAUAUGAGCUUCCUGAGCUUCACUUCAGAGUCCUAUGAUAUUAGCGUGAUUACCGCAGGAGGCAAGAUCCAUCUGCUGGGAAUAUUCUCCUUUCUCAUUUUGGUCCUGGCUGUGUACACUGCCAACUUGGCAGCCAUUCUCACCACAUCGGCUCAAUCAACGGCUGUAGAAACGGUGGAGGAAGCCUUGCAGGCGGGCUACAACUUUUGCGCGAAUAGAAAACUUGCCCUGACCAUCAUGAAACUCUACACCAUUGAUCCUGCGCGCUUUGCUGUCGACCCUGAAAGUGAAGGAGGGGAUGGGAUGCCCGGCUUCAACUGUGCCAGAUGUCAGGGACGACAACGUGCCAUUGAUUUCAUGAAACAAGACCACAACGAUCCAAGCCUCUACUGCGAUGCGGCCUUUGUGACACUACAGGAACUGGAGGUGAUGCAUCAAUUUGGAUUGCACUGUAACAAGACCGUCGUUGGAAAUAUACUCACGUUCAAUACAUUUGGCAUGCCACUUGGUUCGAGCAUUGCAUCGCCAAUGUCAUCAUGGCUCUACAAGAUGAAGUACGAAGGAUUGCUGACACAGAAACUGAACGAGGCGCAGCCCGCCAAUCAAUGCGCUGCAGCGUCACAACAAAACGAAGGCAUUGGGUUGACAGUGCAGCAACUGACAGGUAUUUGGGUAAUCGUUUUCACCUUUGCCUUGGGAGGGCUGAUAGCCAAGGCGGUCAACUAUUACCAAAGGCGAAACAAAAGCUCCUCCUUUUCACAGCUGGUCUGGCAUUACGAUCAAUGGGGCCGCCCCAUUCCAAAUCUGGAACUGGACGAUUGGCGAAAGGAAAGCAUACCACCAGUUGACCGCAGAAGAACGUCAGUGGUUCUCCCAAGCACGAUACCUGGCCGUCGCAGUGGCGGAAGCAAUGGUCUACAUAGCCUUUCGUAUCACAGCCACAUGUACUCGAGUGACUUCGCAUAUCCUGAUGACGAUAAUACCUGCUCGAAAGAAGAAGUGGCGGUACAUUUAGAAGAGAAAGACGAGCAAGCGCCGUCGACGCAACCUGAACCAUGGGGUGGGGUUGAUAGUGCCAGUUUUGCAACAGAUCAAGCAGACUCAGCUUUUGAAGACGCAGAUGAGAUCACACAAAAAGUCUCUUGCUAG